AUGGCAAAGGAAACAAAGGUAAGGUAUGGAUGGGGGGAUGAUGAUGAAAAGAAAAAUGAAUUUCUCAAUUCUGAAUCGCGUAAUCUUUGGGUGAGCAAUUUAUCAUCCCUUACACGUGCAACGGAUCUCAAACAAGUUUUUUCAAAACAUGGAAAAGUCAUCGGAGCCAAAAUAGUGACAAACGCUCGCACUCCCGGUGCUCGUUGCUACGGAUAUGUUACGAUGGCCAACAGCGAUGACGCCAUGAGAUGCAUCAAACACCUUCACAGAAUAGAACUUCACGGUCGAAUGAUAUCAGUUGAAAAAGCAAAAGGAGAUGCGACAGGACCGUUAAAAACCAGCGAAUCACGUAGAUCGGACGGUAGACGAAAUAGUAGUCGGAACGAUUCCAUAGGGAAAGAAAAAAAAUCACUCGAUAAAAAAUGGGACGAUAAAAAACCCACCGAAAAUGGUAAACCCAGGCAAAAAUCAGAUGGUUUAAUGGAGGAUUGCAAAGAAGGGAUUUCGGACGAUAGAAGGAUGUUGAAUAGGAGCGAUAAAAGAGAUGAAAAAGGAGGGAUGGGGGAAAAAUCAAAGUCGAGAGACGAUGCCAGAGAUGAUAGGGGUGGCGGUGGUGGUGGUAGUGGGGGACACGGGAGUCAUCGAUCAAUUCACAGUCACAGUCCAUUCCGAAGGAGACAUUCCCCUAGAAAAGAAGUUUUAUCUUUUUCACAAAUCAAGGAGGAAAGAGAGCGUCAAAGGCUGAGAGAAAAAGAACGAAGGCUUCGAGAAGAAGCCAAAAGGCGAAGGGAAGAGGCUUUGCGUCAGAGAGACAUCGAUAGAAGGCAAAAAAGUGAAGCGGCUCGAAUAGAAAGGGAAAAAGAAAAAUUGCGAUUGGAAAGAGAGAAAAUCGAACGUGAAAAAAGUGAAUUGUUGAGAAUGGAACGUGAGCGUCAAAGGCUCGAACGCGAAAGGAUCGAAAGGGAAAAAGAAGAAUUGCGGAUGCAACAGAAAAGGUUAGAAGCAGCCAGGAGAUCGAGUAAAAAAAGACCGUCGGACGAUCGAAGAGAUUAUCCAGACAAACGUGCCGCCAUUAAUUUGGGACAUUUCGACGCGCCGCCACCUCCGAGGUUCACCGAAGAAGAUAGAAGAAGAGAAAGAUCGAGACGAGAAGAAUUUGAAUCGGAUCGACGGCGGGAUUCGAACACGUCGAGAAGUCGAGGGGAUGAAUUUAGUAGGAAAAGUUCUUCGACUUCGCACGGUGGAAAAGAAGCAAGAUUCGAAAGAGACAGAGACAGAGAUCGAGAUAGAGAACGUGAAAGAGAUAGAGACAUAUCGAGUUCGACAUAUAGAAGUCGGGAUGAACGAAGGGAAAGGGGAAGCGGGGAUUGGCAUUCUAGUUCGGGACAACAAGGCGGUACUUCGUUCGGAAGCAUGGGAGGUCCUUCGGGUCCGAGUUCAAGAGAUCCUUGGGGUUCAUCGGAUAGGAAAGCCGAAAGUAGUUCUUGGGGUCGAUCUGAAAGUACAACUAGCGAUAGGUGGGCCAGCAAUGCAUCCAACAUGUUACUGGGUAGAGCUCCCGGAGGAAGCGUCAUAGCGAGCGCAUUGUAUCAAAAUCAACCCGUACCUCCAGGUUUGGGAAUGGGUUUAUCGUUGCCCUCAAACGGACCUUACAAUAACGAUAGAUUCGACGCUUACAAACCCUCAAUUAGUAGUAUUAGAAAAUUUUAA
Molecule: messenger RNA, 1710 nt
Organism: Pediculus humanus corporis (human body louse)
Lineage: Eukaryota; Metazoa; Arthropoda; Insecta; Psocodea; Pediculidae
Product: Scaffold attachment factor B2, putative
Exons: 11
Coding region: 1-1710 (569 amino acids)
Biological process (GO): regulation of transcription by RNA polymerase II; regulation of mRNA processing
Cellular component (GO): nucleus
Molecular function (GO): sequence-specific DNA binding; RNA binding
Source: RefSeq, a predicted model, not a curated record